AUGGCACAAUCUCCCUCCUCCAUCGUUUAUUCUGCAGGCUCAAAUUCUCUUGGUCAGCUGGCUUCGGCUGGCUCAAAUGAUAGCCAUACCUUUGGUCGAUGCAUCUUCCAAGGCAUUCAGGACGGACGGCUGACCGGAAGCAAAGUCCUAUCGAUCGCGCAAUGUGCAAACCAUAGCCUCCUUCUCCUGCGAAAACAGGAGGGAACAACUGAAUUAUGGGGUUCUGGUGACGGGCGCAAAGGUCAACUAGGAGCCAGAUAUUCUCAGGAGUUUGGCGCCUCCCCCGUCUUCCAUCGUAUUUUCCCUCAUCAAGAUGUACCCCGAUAUGCUGAUUGCGAUAUCACACUCAUUGCCGCUUCUUGGGAAUCCUCUUUCGUAGUCCUUUCUGGUCCAGACAAUGAUAUACUCCUAUCUUCUGGGGGUGACGAUUUUGGCGAUCUUGGCGUAGGUGGCUUACCGGGAGGGAAAAAACAAAGCGACAAAUGGCUGGCCGUCGGAUUUAGUCACCUGCUCCCGAAGAAUACUUCGAAUAUGCGGAUAUCCGAUUUGAAGGCUGGUCUUCACAAUGUUAUUGUGAAGCUGGUGUAUCGGGACUCCGACACACGGGACGUCGAGCUUCUCGUAGGAUGGGGUGCUGCGCGACAAGGUCAACUGGGACAAGAAAAUUUGACCAAGAAGCCGCAGCCCAUAGUUGACUCUCCUCGAAUCCUCAGGUUUCCGUCAUCUAUCAGUAGCUUUGCUGUCGGGAAUCAACACGCAGUCUUCGUGGCUUCUGACGGACUUGUAUUUCCGUUAGGGUCCAACAGAAAAGGCCAGCUUGCGGGACUUGACUCGGUCAAGAAUAUAUGCGCAGUUGGCGCAACUUGGAACGGCACAUACCUUCUGCAAAAGCACCAAUCCUCCGAUAAAAGGUGGUCUAUUCUGGCUACUGGGAGCAAUUCACAUGGGCAAUUGGCCUGCGCUUCUAAUUCCGACUCUGGCGCGUCUGUAGCUCAACUGCGGCGCAUAUCUUUACCCACCAAUGUUUCGGAAGCAGAAUCCUUGAGUAUCACAUGUGGCAGUGAACAUGUUCUGGUCGCUUCUCUGACUGGCGCCCAAGUGGAUGACGAAAUGGGUGUCUUCGCAUGGGGUUGGAAUGAACAUGGCAACCUCGGUUUGGGUCACACAGAUGACGUUCACGAACCUUCACGAAUAUGGCCGCCGGCUAAUCUUCCGCAAGAAGGCAAGGUGGUGGGCGUUUGGGCUGGCUGUGCCACGAGCUGGGUAGUGAUUGAGGAAACGUAAAACUUUCACGAGUGCUUUGGAUGUCUUCACACUCAUCUAAUUGGACACCUAUCCGUAUUAACCUUGUAUCAAUGGCGAACAGAAUCUAAAU
Molecule: messenger RNA, 1375 nt
Organism: Fomitiporia mediterranea MF3/22
Lineage: Eukaryota; Fungi; Basidiomycota; Agaricomycetes; Hymenochaetales; Hymenochaetaceae
Product: RCC1/BLIP-II
Exons: 2
Coding region: 1-1284 (427 amino acids)
Source: RefSeq, a predicted model, not a curated record